AUGUCCGAGUCGCAGCAGCAAGCGGCCCAGGUCGUAUCGCAUGGGCGCGGAGGCCAGGGAAACAUCGCUGCUGAUUCUACGAAAUACGUCGAUGCAGAAAUUGUCCGAGAAGGUGUCGAGGGGGACCAAGGAGACGGCGCAUAUUCUGCAGGGCGUGGAGGUGUAGGGAAUAUAGGAUCGCCUAACGUGCCUCCGUCUCGUGGCCAGCCGCAUGAUGCAGACGUUAUCCCCCCCACGGCCAUGAGGAAGGCUUCUUCUGCUGAGUAUCAUGUUGGAAGAGGCGGACAAGGGAAUGUACGCAGCGAACCGUCUGAACCAAUACCAGAGCAGGAGGGGCAUGAUAAGAGAUCCGAGGGGUUUGUGGAUAAAGUCAAGCAGAUGGUUUUUGGUCGGAAGGAGUAG
Nannizzia gypsea CBS 118893 is the source of this 402-nucleotide messenger RNA. RefSeq lists its product as hypothetical. Lineage: Eukaryota; Fungi; Ascomycota; Eurotiomycetes; Onygenales; Arthrodermataceae. The record is from RefSeq and is a predicted model, not a curated record. The transcript has 5 exons. Bases 1 to 402 code for a protein of 133 amino acids.